AUGUUAUCUGAAAAAAAGAAUAGUGCAGCUGUAUGUGAUCUUAGUGUAUACAAAACAAAUUUAAUGAAACAAGCGGAAAAAAUUGUGUUGGAAGAAUUCCCGAAAAAGGUACUUGAAUUCAAUAACUUACUUGAGGACGAGCAGUUCUCUUAUGAGCGACUGCCGGAGCUUUUACCAAAUAUUGACUUGGGGAUUCCAUAUUCGGACCAACUAAUCAAAUAUGCGAAUGACAGAAAAUCUAAUGAACAUGAAAAUGAUGAUGGGAUUCUAAAAAAACGAAAAAUUGAUCAUACGAUUAUCCGUCCGCUUCACGGCACUUCAGUCUAUAGUUUUGUAAAUGGGACCGUUAAAUGUAACGAAAAACUUGCUGGUCUCACCGAUAUCACACGUCCUUUACUUCGUGAUUCGGUUGAAGCGGUGAACAAGGUAAAAAUGUGGAUCUUAUUUUUGAUUCCACGUAUUGAAGAUGGCAAUAACUUUGGGGUGUCCAUACAGGAAGAAGUUCUGAGUGAGGUGCGUACUGUAGAGGGUGAAGCAGCAUCAUUUCUUGAUCAGAUGUCUCGAUAUUUCGUUAGUCGUGCUCGUUUGGUAACUAAAGUAGCCAAGUAUCCACAUGUUGAAGAUUACCGUCGUGCAAUUCUGGAUAUGGAUGAGAAGCAGUUUAUUAAUAUCCGUCUUGUGCUGACCGAAAUGCGCAAUCAUUUUGCUACCCUUCACGAUAUGAUUACGAAAAAUUUCGAGAAAAUCAAAAUGCCACGAAGUAAUAAUGCGGAACAUAUGUAUUAA
Messenger RNA from Acanthocheilonema viteae, 786 nucleotides. NCBI's taxonomy places the organism in Eukaryota, Metazoa, Nematoda, Chromadorea, Rhabditida, Onchocercidae. The record is from the annotation of a GenBank genome assembly.